AUGGUAGAGCCGAUACAGCAACAUGGCGAGAGGAGCGCAAGCCCAGUCAAGGACAACCCGAGGGAACGUAGCCGCAGUCCAAAGCGGGACAGAGGCGCCGACGUUCCGCGACAGGUCUCGGUUUCCGUCGCUGGGAACGGAGUUGCAAGCCGUUCGAGCCCGACUCUCUCACUGGAGCCCGCAAAGAUAACGGAGCAGGUCCGCAAGGUCUUGGGCGAGGAUUGCGGCUCCUUGCCGGUGAUAGUCGGCAUUGUUUGUGCCCAACUGGCUUCAAAGCAAGCCUUGGAUAUGCAAGCCUUGAGUGAGCAAAUUGUACCUCACCUACCAUCGGAAAAGCAGAGCCAGCUAAAGGACUUGCUCUCCUGGCUGGAAGAGGUUUCAGAGGCAGCAAAGUCUGACCAAGCUCCGAGCGACUUUCAGGAGGGCGAUGCAGUCACUUUGCAUGGCUUGGAAAAGAGGCCUGACCUCAACGGUUGCACCGCAGAGGUGCUCAGAGUUGCAGAUCCCUCACAGCCUGGACGAAUCGUGCUAAAGCUGGAGAGCGGAAGUCAGAUUGCAAUCAGGCCCCAGAACCUUCAGCGCGUGCAGCGUGAGGGCUCCGCGCCAGCAAGCGAGCAGCUAUCCGACAGAGACGAGGCUCCCACGCCGAAGAAGCCCCAGCCCGCGAACUCUGGGAGCUCCAGCUAUUCAGGCCCGGACCCGUCGGCCAGCAAAGUCUUCGGUUCGGCCUUCGAAAGACUGAAGGCGAAGGCUGAGGCCGAGGCUCGGGGAGAGCUGCCCGCGGAUCGGCGCAAGAAAGCAAAGACCGACCUGGAUACUCGCGGCGGAAUUGGAAGCUCCCAACCAGCCGGCCAAGCCAGGCGCGAGCUCAUCAUGGGCACAGAGCCCAAAGAAUCUCAAACCGAGGUUGCAGAGGAGCCUCCAAAACGCGAGCCCAUCAAUUUCGUCCCGGCCGAGGAGAAGACCAUAAUGCCCAGCCGCAAGGUAACUGUAAUCGAUCCUCGCCGAAAUCAGCGGCCCGUCGAGGAUUCGGAUGACGAGGAAGUGGGAACUCCUGGGGUUGUCCGACCUCGCAAAUCGGUUCAGGACAAUGGGUCGUCCUGGCAAGGAGGAUCCACAUCCUUCGACUCGCCGAAGCUGAAGGCAUCCAAGGACCCUGAGCCGGUCUGUAGGAUGCCUGCUGCCCCUGCAAGGGGUCUGGCGCGAACUCCAUCUGUGCCACACUCUCCGACUCCGACCACUUCCAAGUCGUAUUCCACUCCUCCAGCAAGCGCGCGAGGGAACAUGACGCUGGUGGUUUCUGCAGAUGCGAGAGAAGCUGACAAGGCUCAGCGAGAGCUCGCAGAAAAGCGCAAGGCCAUGGAAGAAGGAAAGAGGCAUAUGCUGGCGAAGCUUACGAAGCAGAUGCAGUUGUGCCUGGCCAAGCUACAGAAUCCAGACUUGGACGACAACGCGAAGGAGAAGUACCAAGACAUGAUCACCUCGCUGAAAACAAACAUGUCCAAAUUAGGAAAUGUGUAG
Messenger RNA from Symbiodinium sp. CCMP2592, 1521 nucleotides. NCBI's taxonomy places the organism in Eukaryota, Dinophyceae, Suessiales, Symbiodiniaceae. The record is from the annotation of a GenBank genome assembly.